AUGACGACCGACAACUCUCUGGCAAGCACCUCGCAAACCGGCAGCAGAGUCCACGAAAUAUCUCGCCGCAUAUUAGAUAUAAUUUUUGAGUAUGCGCUCAAUAAAUUUGACGACUCAAAGGAAAGAUUGGAGAGGGGUGCGGAUAACUUCCUGUCACUCAUUGCCAAGUUCGUCGCAACGGAAAAGCGUGUACAAACAUGCCUGCCCGCCUUUCCCUUCAAAUCUGCAAAUAAGAUCUACAAGGUCCUCGGAAGCCUGCCAGAUAAGGCUGAGGAGCUAGCACUCGGCCGGUUGAAUACCAUGUGCGCACGUAUACAAGAAGUCUACUCGCCAGGAGCCCAAGUCACCAUCAUAUCAGAUGGUAUUACGUACAAUGAUACUUGGGCUUAUGGAGAGUCACUACGAGAGAUGGCUGCCGAGAAACAGUUUGACUAUAUUAGUUUUGCUCGAAUGAAGGAUCUUCUUGAUUUCCCUUCACCUGAAAAGAUGACCGAGAUCAUCUACGUCGCUAACUGUACUGCUUUCCGCCGACUACUCCUGAAUCAGUACGGCAGAGACGAUCUGGAUAUAGACCACGAAAUUGCAACAAAUGCGGAUACAAAGUUAACAUAUCUCGGAUACAAGAGAUUUUUGGAAUCUGAUUUGAAGCAUAUAUUCCCUUGUGGCACUAAUCGAACUGCAAACAAAUAUAAACGAGAUUGUAAAUAUCUUGCUAAGCAGAUGUUGAUUCGAGGAGAUGCUUUCGGACGCGCAAUCAUGAAUGCUUUCCCCAAUUACUUGCGACUUUCUAUUCAUGAGUCAACAGGGUUGAACAAGCUUUCUAUCUGCUUACUCAACACCAAGACUGGUUACACGACUCCAUGGCAUUGUAGUGUCGCUCAAUUAGCCGAUGGAGAGUGGAUUAGCGCACCCAUGGCUGAAUUUAGCAAAGAUGCUAGAUUUGAGCUCAUGUACGAAGACGGCCAGCCCAGCCACUUCAAACAGAAGCCUUGUGGACAAGAUGCACUCGGCAUCGGAGAGAUGGCAUCAGGCUACCUCCAAGAAGCCACACCACGCAGCGCUAGUGAAUAUUUCAGCGAAGCAUCUACACCCUCUCUGGCUUCACCCAAUCCGAUCUCACAGAGCAACUCUCCUGUGUUCUCGCCGCGCAAGACUAUGGCAGCUAGUGGAAGCAUUACAGCAGAGUCCUCUUCGCCCCCUAGCCCUGCAUCGAGUGGCGUGGAAGAAUCGAUCAUUAUCACGUUAUCGAAAGAUAUCCAUAGCUCUGCCCAAAUCCCGUAUGGCAAAAGACUCCUUCCUCAGAUUAUAGAUAGGCUAGCAGCUGUUGAGCCAGAGCGUGUUGUGUUUUCGCUAGCAUCACUCUCGGGUGAUUCGCUGAAAUUUGACGGAAUUUCUGCCCGGGUGUUCAGCAAGGCUAUUGACAAAACUGCCUGGUUGCUUAGUAGUCUGGUUGGAAAGCCUGACUCUAUCCAACCUGUCGGCUACAUCGGUCCACAUGAUUUACGAUACGUGCUGUUAACCUAUGCAUGUGUUAAAGUUGGAUAUGCGGUAAGU
Molecule: messenger RNA, 1554 nt
Organism: Trichoderma virens Gv29-8
Lineage: Eukaryota; Fungi; Ascomycota; Sordariomycetes; Hypocreales; Hypocreaceae
Exons: 4
Source: RefSeq, a predicted model, not a curated record